UGAGCAGCUGGCGCUUAUAGGUGUGGACAAAGAAGACGUCAUCGAAGGCGGGUGCAGCGGGUGCAUCAUCAUCAUCAGCGGGCGCGCCAGUACAGCAGGCGGUGCGGUGAGGCCCCCUCACCUGAGGGCCUACCCCCGGCCCAGACAUGGCCGAUCUGACUCCAGCAACGCCAGCCACGCCAGCUCCUGUCGCCGGCGGCAAUGGCGGCGGCGGCAGCGGCAUGUUGGCCCAGGAACGGGAGCGGGCAGCGUUCCGGCAUGGCCUCAUGGAAUUGUCCCGUUGCCUGGCUCGACUUCAGCCGACGCCAUGGAGCAAGGUGGCCAAGGUGAUGGCCGCCUGCCCCGUGGAGCUGUCGCGCGGCGUGUUCCGCAUCGACCAGCGGGGCCAGGACGCCGUGAUGUCGCUCAGCGUGUACCUGGUCGAGUCGGGCUUCCAGCACCGGGAGCGCAUCGUGCCGUACCUGAUCAAGCUGCUGCGCGGCCUGCUCAAGGCCAGCUUCGUCGAGGAGGUCAAGUACGAGCCCGACGAGCGGCUGCCCGUGCGCGAGCGCUUCUGCUUCCUGCUGCACGCGGUGCUGUCGGACGUGGCCCACCACUGCGACGAGCUGGGCGAGGAGGUCACUAACUGCCAGCUCGACUUCCUCGGCGCCCUGGUGCGCAUCUGCGCCAGCGCGCAUGCCGCCAGCUCGGCGAGCUCGGAGCCCUCGAGCACGGCCGCCGCGCUCAACGUCAAGGCGAGUGUCGACCGCUCUGCCGCUGUAGCAUAUAUAUAACUGAGAAUUCAGAACG
Dermacentor silvarum is the source of this 789-nucleotide messenger RNA. RefSeq names its product phosphatidylinositol 4-kinase alpha-like. NCBI's taxonomy places the organism in Eukaryota, Metazoa, Arthropoda, Arachnida, Ixodida, Ixodidae. The record is from RefSeq and is a predicted model, not a curated record. The coding region runs from base 147 to 773 and encodes 208 amino acids. The transcript is spliced from 2 exons.